AAGCAGUCAUCACAUGCAUCAACAUCUAAGGCUAAUGAUCCCAAUGUUUGCAGUGAUCAAGGCGCAGUGCAAUGUGCACAAAUGUGUGCUAGCGAGACUUCAGAAUCUGAGGGUGAGGCUGAGUCUGGAGGUGAACAAGAUGCAAUGCAAGAAUCAUCAGGCAUUAAAAGAUCGUUCACAGCUCACUCUUUGAUGAAAAGAGCAAGCCAAAUGGGAAAUACACAGUGCAACAAUGAGAAGUGGCAUUCAAGUCAGUCUGUUGCACCUAUUUCAGAUGAUGGCAUUAAGCAGGUCAUCAGGCUUCUACAAACGGUAAUCUUGAGAGUCGAGCACCUGGGAAGCCAACUAGACGUAAUAAAAGCAAAGCUUUGUGACCAACAACUGCAGCCUGAAGCAGAUUUGUUAGAAAAACCAUUUUGUGACAUCACGGAGUUCGAACUGUUUGAUCAAGGCCUCUCAGAAAGUGAUGCAAUGAAGUCAAAGUUGGUACGGGAACUCGCCGCCUUAGGAGGAAGAAAUGUUAGUUUCUCUACGCGUCGCAUUCUUGAACCCCUGAUGACCCAGGAAGUGGCUGUUCAAUAUAGUUGGCUCGGACAAAAAGGAAAGAAGAAGUUCUUGUCGUUGACAGCCUGCGACUUGAUAUAUAAAAGUGUUAAGUGCACAUUUGAAACUGUAAAAAGAAGUGAAGUUGAGGACGUUGUAAAAACAUGGCUCAGACACGCUGGGGAGAAGCUUAGAAAGAAUAACAAACAGUCUGAAAAAGUCACAGAGCUGCUGGAGUGACAACGCAGGCCUCACUGAAGUGCAGCAUGUUUCAAC
This is a messenger RNA of Dermacentor albipictus, 819 nucleotides long. NCBI's taxonomy places the organism in Eukaryota, Metazoa, Arthropoda, Arachnida, Ixodida, Ixodidae. The record is from RefSeq and is a predicted model, not a curated record.